Microtus ochrogaster (prairie vole) is the source of this 552-nucleotide messenger RNA. Its product is annotated as keratin-associated protein 9-1-like. Gene Ontology annotation, cellular component: keratin filament. The coding region runs from base 1 to 552 and encodes 183 amino acids. The record is from RefSeq and is a predicted model, not a curated record. NCBI's taxonomy places the organism in Eukaryota, Metazoa, Chordata, Mammalia, Rodentia, Cricetidae. The transcript has a single exon.
AUGGCCCUCUGCUGCUGCCCACCUGGCUGUGAGCCAUGCUGCUGCAAGACCACCUGCUGCAAGACCACCUGCUGCUGUGAACCCAGCUGCCCCGAGUCCAUCUGCUGCCAACCUUGCUGUCCGCCAAGUUGCUGCAGCAUACCCUGCUGCAAGCCCUGCUGCUGCCAGCCCUGCUGCUGUGUGCCCACCUGCUGUGAAAGCACCUGCUGUGAAAACACCUGCUCCAAGACUACCUGUUGCAAGCCAAACUGUGUGACCAUCUGCUGCAGCACACCCUUCUGCCUACCCUGCUGCUGCCAGCCCUACUCCUGCCAACCCUACUGCUGUGUGCCCACCUGCUGCCAGCCCUGCUGCUGUGUGCCCACCUGCUGCCAGCCCUGCUACUGUGUGCCCACCUGCUGCCAGCCCUACUGCUACAUGAUUACCUGCUGCCAGCCCUGCUGCUGCGUGCCCAGCUGCUGUGAAAGAACCUGCUGUAACACCACCUGUUGCAAGCCAACCUGUGUGAACAUCUGUUGCAGCACACCCUGCUGCCAGCCUUGCUGCUGCUGA